This is a messenger RNA of Orycteropus afer afer, 4643 nucleotides long. The record is from RefSeq and is a predicted model, not a curated record. NCBI's taxonomy places the organism in Eukaryota, Metazoa, Chordata, Mammalia, Tubulidentata, Orycteropodidae.
GUUCGCGCCUCUGCGACGGGCCGCCGUGCGUCUCCGCCCUGCGGGCGCGGGCUUGGAGGCCGGGCAGGUCGCGCCCGAGGGCUCCGGGCCCGUCCUGCUCGCGUUGCUGGGACGCUCUGCCCAGCUGGCUUUCAGGUUGCUUCUGACCCUGGAGGAGUCCAAGUCCUCGCUGGGAGGGGCCUUCCCGUCACUUCCCAGCGCGGAAGCUGGCCGCUUGAAGAUGCCAUUGAAGAGGAAGAGGAAGAGUGCCCAUGCGAGGAAACAGACCUCAUCUCAAAAGGGGACUUUCCGUUGGAGGAAAGCUUUUCCACAGAAUUCGGGCCUGAAAAUCUGAGCUGUGAAGAAGUGGAAUACUUUUGUAACAAAGGUGAUGAUGAGGGAAUCCAGGAGAUGGCAGAAUCCGAUGGGGACAUACAAUCAGAGAAGCCGGGUCAAGCUGGAAUUGAGACAGAUGACUGGGAUGGACCAGGGGAGUUGGAGGUGUUUCAAAAAGAUGGAGAACGGAAAAUUCAGAGUCGGCAGCAGCUUCCUGUGGGAACGACUUGGGGGCCGUUUGCUGGGAAGAUGGACCUGAAUAAUAACUCCUUGAAGACAAAGGCUCAGGUCCCAAUGGUGCUGACUGCUGGUCCCAAGUGGCUGCUGGAUGUGACUUGGCAAGGAGUGGAAGACAACAAAAACAACUGCAUUGUGUACAGCAAAGGGGGUCAGCUUUGGUGCACAACUACGAAGGCCAUCUCAGAGGGGGAAGAGCUAAUUGCCUUUGUGGUGGAUUUUGACUCAAGGCUACAAGCUGCCAGUCAGAUGACUCUUACAGAAGGGAUGUACCCUGCACGCCUGCUUGACUCAAUUCAGCUGCUUCCCCAGCAAGCUGCCAUGGCGUCUAUUUUGCCUACAGCUAUUGUCAAUAAGGAUAUAUUCCCUUGCAAGUCUUGUGGCAUCUGGUACCGGAGUGAGCGGAAUCUGCAAGCCCAUUUAAUGUACUAUUGUAGUGGGAGGCAAAGAGAAGCUGUUCCAGUGUCAGAAGAAAAUGAAGAUAGUGCUCAUCAGAUUUCCAGCCUCUGCCCCUUCCCACAAUGCACCAAGAGCUUUUCAAAUGCUCGUGCACUGGAAAUGCACCUGAAUUCACACAGCGGAGUGAAAAUGGAAGAAUUUCUCCCCCCUGGUGCGAGUCUAAAAUGCACCGUUUGUAGCUACACUGCUGACUCUGUGAUCAACUUUCACCAACACCUGUUCUCCCAUCUCACUCAAGCUGCCUUCCGAUGUAAUCACUGCCACUUUGGCUUCCAGACUCAGAGGGAGUUACUGCAACACCAGGAGCUCCAUGUCCCUGGCAGCAAACUUCCCAGAGAAAGUGACAUGGAACACUCUCCAAGUGGAACUGAAGACAGCUUACAGCCACCCGCGGACUUGCUGACCAGAAGUGAAGUUCCCCAGAGCCAAAAGUCCAUGCAGACUAAAGAUGCCAGCUCUGACACAGAGCUAGACAAGUGUGAGAAAAAGACUCAGCUGUUUUUUACCAGCCAGAAACCGGAGAUACAGCCUACAGCAAAUAAACAAAGUUUUUCUUAUACGAAAAUAAAGUCUGAGCCCUCUAGCCCAAGACUUGCCUCUUCUCCGGUUCAGCCUGGUAUUGGACCUCCUUUCCCUGUGGGCCCUUUCCUAUCUCAGUUUGCUUUUCCCCAAGAUAUCACCAUGGUCCCUCAAGCUUCAGAGAUCUUAGCCAAGAUGUCUGAACUGGUCCAUCGGCGACUUAGGCAUGGAAGUAGUAGCUACCCUCCUGUAAUUUAUAGCCCCUUGAUGCCCAAGGGUGCUACUUGUUUUGAGUGUAACAUAACAUUCAACAAUUUGGAUAACUAUCUAGUGCACAAAAAACAUUAUUGCAGCAGCCGAUGGCAGCAGAUGGCCAAAUCCCCAGAAUUCCCUGGUGUUUCAGAAAAGAUGUCUGAGGCUGUGAGUCCCAACACUGGCCAAACCCCCAUAAACCUUCUUAACCCAGCUGCUCAUGCUGCCGACCCUGAAAAUCCACUUCUUCAAACAGCCUGCAUCAAUUCUUCUUCUGUUUUAGAUUUAAUUGGGCCAAACGGAAAGGGCCACGACAAGGACUUUUCCACUCAAGCAAAGAAGCUCUCCACCUCCAAUAACAGUGAUGAUAAAAUUAAUGGAAAACCUGUUGAUGUGAAAAAUCCCAGUGUCCCCCUAGUGGAUGGGGAAAGUGACCCAAAUAAGACUACCUGUGAAGCUUGCAACAUUACCUUCAGCCGGCAUGAAACAUAUAUGGUCCACAAACAGUAUUAUUGUGCUACACGUCACGAUCCCCCGCUAAAAAGGUCUGCUUCCAACAAAGUGCCUGCCAUGCAGAGAACCAUGCGCACACGCAAGCGAAGAAAGAUGUAUGAGAUGUGCCUGCCUGAACAGGAACAAAGGCCUCCGCUGGUCCAACAGAGAUUUCUUGAUGUAGCCAACCUCAGCAAUCCUUGUACCUCCACUCAAGAAUCCACAGAAGCACUGGGAGAGUGCUACCACCCAAGAUGUGAUAUCUUCCCAGGAAUUGUCUCCAAGCACUUGGAAACUUCUCUGACGAUCAACAAGUGUGUUCCAGUUUCCAAGUGUGAGACUACUCAUUCCAGUGUUUCCUGCCUAGAGAUGGACGUGCCCAUAGAUCUCAGCAAAAAGUGUUUAUCCCAGUCUGAACGGACGACCACGUCACCCAAAAGGCUGCUGGACUACCAUGAGUGCACCGUGUGUAAGAUCAGUUUCAAUAAGGUAGAAAACUACUUGGCCCACAAGCAGAAUUUUUGCCCAGUCACUGCACAUCAGCGCAACGACCUUGGCCAACUUGAUGGCAAAGUGUUUGCGAAUCCAGAAAGUGAACGAAACAGUCCUGACGUCAGCUACGAGAGAAGCAUCAUAAAAUGUGAGAAAAAUGGAAAUCUGAAGCAGCCUUCCCCCAACGGAAACUUAUUUUCAUCCCACUUAGCAACGCUGCAGGGCCUGAAAGUGUUCAGUGAAGCUGCACAACUCAUCGCUACAAAAGAAGAAAACAAACAUUUGUUUCUUCCGCAAUGCCUUUACCCUGGAGCAAUAAGGAAAGCAAAAGGAGCCGACCAGCUUUCUCCGUAUUAUGGAAUAAAGCCAAGUGAUUAUAUUUCUGGUUCUCUGGUCAUUCAUAACACUGACCUAGAUCAAAGCACAAACACCGAAAAUGAAUCUCCCAAAGGCCAGGCUUCCUCAAAUGGGUGUGCUGUGCAGAAGAAAGACUCUUUGCCACUGUUGCCCAAAAAUAGAGGCAUGGUCAUAGUUAAUGGUGGACUGAAACAAGAUGAGAGGCCUGCCACCAACCCACAGCAAGAGAACAUUUCCCAGAAUCCUCAGCAUGAAGACGGGCACAAAUCUCCCUCGAGGAUCUCUGAGAACCCGUUAGCUGCCAAUGAGAACGUCUCCCCGGGAAUUCCCUCAGCAGAGGAACAGUUGUCUAGUAUAGCAAAAGGUGUGAAUGGCUCCACCCAAGCUCCAACCAGUGGGAAAUACUGCCGGCUGUGUGAUAUCCAGUUCAACAACCUUUCAAACUUUAUAACUCACAAGAAGUUUUAUUGCUCGUCACAUGCAGCAGAACAUGUCAAAUGAAAGAGCUAAAUAAAUAAACAACAGUCACCUUUGGUACCAGUGUUUAAUAUGUUGUUCUACCCGGUCCAGAAAAAAAGCAAAAGCUGUUUGAAUUACAUCUGGGCAAUCAGGAGAUAAUUCAUUAUGGCUGAGUUGAGGACUUAAGGUGUAAUUUCAUUACAGUUCAUUAGUAAAGUGUAUUAUGGGUGCCAUUUUCAAAAAAAAAAAAAAAGAAUUAAUUUAUUUUACCAGCAGUAUUCAUAGCUGUGGUUAUGUUAUUUUUAUUUAAAAACUUUAUAUUAAAGUCAUUUGUAAUGUUAUUGUAUAGUUAUUGUGUAGCACAUAUGGUUUGCACUGUAUAGUAGCUUUUAAAGAAAAUAGUCACAAACAAUACAGAAAAGCAUUUUAGAAAUAGCUUCAAAAGCACUUGUGUAUCUUGAUUUUUUUCUUAUAUGCUGUUGCAGAUAUAUGUAUAUGCUAAAAUAUAACUUGCAAAGAUGUUCUCAAUACACAUCCUGUAAGUUCGCCUUAAGAUUUCAAUUCUUGGAUAAUCAGGCUCCAUUUGCACUUUAUAUUUUAGCAGAUACCGUUUCUUAGUCACUAGGCUUUGCAUUUGUAUGUAGCAGUAUGUUUCUGUCCAUUUCUUAAUCUAAACAUGUAUGUUAAAUGAAGAUGGCAAUUUUUUUCUUGUAUAGUACUUGUAUUUUCUUUCGCUGAUGCAACUCUCGAUUUUUAAACCUUUGCUGUUAAAUGCAAUACUUUAUAAAGAAUGAACAAAAUUACUGGAAGCAGUAUUGUAAGUAAUGAGGUAGUAUUAAUCAGUUUUAUCUUUUGAAAGGCACAGUCUAAAUCAAAACCCUAAAUUCAAUGCUGCAAGUAUGAAUUUAAUUCAUAUAUAAGAUCUAUUUAAAUAUAAGAGUAGCAAUACUGCACCUGGUGAUCACGAAGAUAAUGUUCUACUUCUGAUAGAAAUAAUUUCUCAACAAAUGUUGUUACUAUGCAUGUAUAUGGAUGGAAUAAAAUUCCAGAUUGUUGGAGAA